AUGUUGACAAACGCAUCGGCCGUGAGCUUAUCUAGUAAUCUACCUAAUCUUCUCAAAUGCAUUGCUGGCUUUGUUUUUGCGUUCAGCAUAUGUUUGGCGAACGUCAUCAUAAUUGUGGCCUUGCUACAUUUAAAGAAGUACCUUACACGACAAACCCAAAUAUUUCUGCUGAACAUGGCUUCGGUUGACUUGCUAACUGGAAUUUUUAUUGUUCCUCCUUUGAUGGUAAUUGAUUUGCCCGGUAAUAACAUGACGUACGAUGGAACGUUUCACGUUUACUGGCUCACAGGCGGGGGAUUGUUAUUGAAUGGCCGCGUUUUCGCGCUUUUUUUAAUAGCGUUGGACAGGUAUUUGUCGAUUUGUCGUCCAAUGCGUUACCCAAAUUUGCUAACGUUUUCCCGAGCGCGGCUGAGCCUGAUGUUCUCCUGGGGACUUGCAUUUGUGAUAAUUCUACCUCAGCUGAUUGCUUUUACAACAAGAAAUGUGACAUCAACAUCUCCACCUUACGAUUGGACUAGCAAGGGAUUCCGCCUAGGGGUGCUGAAAGUAAAAGAACCGGAACAUCAGUUAAACAAUGAAGACGGGCCCCCGAAAAACUUAAGCACGUCACACGGGCUUUCUGAAUCGGUCCCUAAAAAAACCGUCCAAAUGCGGAUUCAUCGGGGAAAUUAUAUGACCGUGGGAACAAAGGAAUUAUUUGCACAGCUUCCAUGUACUAGUCGAACGUUGGGUUCCCGGCUUAGCCGACGGACUGCCGUUGUGCCUAAUGUGGACCUUGACGGGUCUCAGUCCACGAGAAAUUUCUUCAGAGAAGCAGACACAAUCAGUAGACAUCGACAGGAUGGUGCUUCAGUUAACGGACAAGAGAAUGAAGGAGAGCGAAACAGCAAAGCCGCAGCAGCUUUAUCGAAUAUACCAGCGAGAUCAAUUAUAACGUCUGACGGUGACUUACAAGAGCGGGACCCUUCUGUUCACCAAACUACCAGUCAUCUGAUCGAUUGUGAACGCAACACCAUGAAGUCACGACCUACUGUAAAGGUUGCGUGGUGGAGGUCUGCACGAUCUCACUCGUCCUUGAAUAAAUUCAGGCAGCGACACAAAAAACUAAAAGACCUUGGUUCAAUGAUUCCAUUCACUGUACUUCUAUCUGCGUUCAUUUUAUUCAGUCUUCCAUACCAGUUUGUUCAGGUGUUGCAGGCCUUGUGGAUUACGCCACACCUUUCAAACGAAACACAGUUGACCUUGUUCUGGCUGGCUUGUACAAAUGCAUUAAUUAAUCCGGUAGUAUUGACAUUUUGGUCUUCCGCAUGCAGAGCAAAGGUUCUUCAUCUCGUUUCAUGUGGCAGAUUUCACCCCAAUCAGAUGGCGAUAAAGAGGUUAAUUAUUGCCAGUUUUGGGACUGCCAACUUACCCUACGGGCGGCAUGUGCGUCCGCGGAGCAUGAUCAGUUGA
Molecule: messenger RNA, 1452 nt
Organism: Mesocestoides corti
Lineage: Eukaryota; Metazoa; Platyhelminthes; Cestoda; Cyclophyllidea; Mesocestoididae
Source: the annotation of a GenBank genome assembly